Zea mays is the source of this 802-nucleotide messenger RNA. RefSeq lists its product as uncharacterized. Bases 241 to 753 code for a protein of 170 amino acids. The transcript has a single exon. The record is from RefSeq and is marked validated. Lineage: Eukaryota; Viridiplantae; Streptophyta; Magnoliopsida; Poales; Poaceae.
AUCAUCACAGGUCCAAAGCGCUUCCGAUUCUCUCUUCUCCCCUCCGCCCGCCUCCGGUUGUCUUCUCCAAUUCCCCAACGCAGCCAGCAGCGCAAGGUCCAGAAGCCCAGGACCAGACGACGGACCUCCGCGCCCCAUCGAUCCGCGCGGCCCUCCCCCAACGCGCGUGCGUCCGCAACUAGCGUCUGCCGCCGGUCGCUUUCUUCCGCACCCCCCGACGCGGCAAGGAGCCCCCCCGCCAUGAGGGUCCACCCGGCCCCGCGGAAGCGCACCAUCGCCGUGCAACGCUGCGCCUCCGCGGCGGCGGGCGCGCUCGGCGGGAAGAAGCUGCGCCGCCUGCCGCACAUAUUCGACAAGGUGCUGGAGCUCCCGUUCGCGGCCGACGCGGACGUGUCCGUCGAGGAGGACGCGGCGGCGCUGCGGUUCGUCGCCGCCGCCGACGAGUUCUCCCUCGCGGGCGCCCGCGCGCACGCCGUCGAGAUCCACCCAGGGGUCACCAAGGUCGUCGUCCGCGGCCUCUCCUCCUCCUCCCUCGGCGGCGAUGGCGACGACGACGACGACGGGGCCGCCGCCGCCGCCUUCGAGCUCGACCGCUGGCGCUUCCGCCUCCCGCCCUGCACGCGCCCCGCCAUGGCCACCGCCACCUACGCCGCGGGCGAGCUCGUUGUCACCGUCCCCAAGGGCGCCGGCCCCGGCGACGGCGGCGCGGCCGCUGUCCUCGGUGGCACGGAGCGCGUCCUUGUGCUUGUAUAGUAUAGUAAAUCUAGCUUUUCCCUAAAUUAUAUAUCAUCUGGUUUGUGCA